CCAAUUAUAAAGAUGUCUUGUUGAUGAUGUUAAUUAUAUUAUUAUAUAUUUAAUUAUCUUCGCUGCCACCAAAUGGAGGAGAUGUCAGGCAGAUGGCACUUAAUCUUUUUAUGCUUUCUUUAUUUACUUCAGAUGAUGAGGUUGCUUAACUUAGAAUAUGAUUGUGACAGAGACUUAGAUGGUUUAAAAGAACAAAACAAGUUUAUUUCGUGUACAGAGCUUAGUGGUUUCUAUAACUUCUUAAAGGCACUUAGAUUAACGGUUACAAUUAGAUAUGAGGUGUUACAACUUUCAAAAUACUUCUUUCUCCAAAACUAACUAGAAACUGAUCACUUAGAUCUACUGGGAUCACUUCCCUUACUUCACAGCCUCCACAACUAGCCCUAAACAAGUCACCCAACUUGCUUAGUCUGGCUCUACUAGAGGUCUGCUUUCCUGGUUUCCCUAUCUGAAACCAGUCUGUUCCCUGUGACUAGAAAUCACAGACUACCUAAAAUAAGUCACCUUAUUUCAGAAUUGACUCAAAUUCCCUCAUUUGAGCCACCCUCCACUUGAGAAUCAGUCCUCACUGUAAUUUCACCAUUACAGACUCUCACUGACUGACUGGGUUUUUAAAACGUUCCCUCCUUUUUCCUUCAAACUGCGGUUAGCUCCGCCCCCGUCGCUAUGGUAACCUGCCUUAGAAUGCUAAGAUGGCUACCUUCCCCUACAUAUUAUCAACUCCAAUACUCACCCAUUUUAAACAUAGCCAAACCUGACUGUUUAAACAAAAUCAAACAAACAUGUCAUCUAUAAAUCAAAAUAAAACACACUUCUUUACAGGGGACUUCUCAAUCAAGAUUUCUUAAUUCAAAGUCAAGAAAUGAGUCCUCUGGAAAAGAAUUAUGUCCUCUUGUCUCCAAAAAAGCACACAGGAACUCUUAGACAGCGGAAGAGAUGUUACCAUGCAGAUGCAACCUGCCCUAUCUGCCUCCAGACUUCUACCUUCCCAGUAGAAACCAAUUGUGGGCAUUUAUUUUGUGGUUCCUGUCUGAUUGAAUACUGGAAACAUGGUUCUUGGCUAGGAGCGAUCAGCUGCCCACUCUGCAGACAGAAAGUUAUUCUUUUGUACAAUAUCUCUGGUGAAAAUCAGCCUGACAAGCAAACCAAACAAACAGUAUAUGAUAUAAGAGAUUACAACAAACGCUUCUCAGGACAACCUCGGCCUUUUACAGAUUAUCUUUAUGACAUGCCACUACUUCUCAAUUUUGCUGUAAGAGGAAUCUUCACGCUGGGUGGUCUUGUGUGGAUCUUCUUCCUCAGAGUUGUCCUCUGCUCUUUUGGAACCAUCCUGUGCUUAACUUCUCCAUUUGACGUGAUGCCAGAACCUCUUUGUGGAAUUCUGGGUGCAGUUGAUGAUCUAGUUGUUGUAUUUCUUCUUUUAAUUUGUAUGAUAAACAUUUCCUCACAAAUGGAAUCAGAAGGAGCGAACAUGGCAAGUUCUACCACACAAAAUGUUCUGUUGGAAGCAUAAUGGACUAAAUGGUUCUUCUUAACAGAAAGACUCACCAGACCACAAUGAUCUCUCCUGAUGUCUGGAAGAAAUGGUCUUAGCUUUGAAGAAUGCUAAAUGGUUGAUACAGUGUCUGGAGUUUAAAGAAGAACAUCAGAUGACAUGUUAGGUGGAAUAUAUGAACUUAAUUUCACUGAUGUACUAAUACCCAAUGCAUCUGCAAGUUUUAGAGAUGGCACUGCUGCCAUUCUAGUAAGACUGUGUCAUGUUUGUGGUAUUCAGAGGGACAUUUAGGAGGCAAAAUACGUAAAACUUCCCCAGCUGGUUCAGAAGUCAAGAGCACAACAGUGGAUAGAAAAAGAAAUCAGGCAUACAUUUAUGCUAUUAUAGCUUUUAUUACUGUAGUACCAUCAAAAUGACUUUCAUGUGUUUGACAUGUAAAAGAAAAAUGUGUUUGGGCAUCCAGCAGCUUAUUUUACUAACAUUAUUCAUAUUAUUAUGGUUAAAUAUAUAGAGAGACUGUGAUUUGGUUAUGUUCAAUACUUUCAGUAAGUAUAGGUUAGCAUCCAGCAUUACACAAAUAGACUUUCACUGUGCAAUGUUGUUUUACUUCACCUUCUUUUCCAUAUUGCCUUCAUUAUUCUCAGGGAGAUCCCACUAAUCCCCAUCUGCAGUUUUGGGGGAGGGCAUGGAAGGAAAGUAAUAUCUGUUCCUUUGUCAUUCCAUUGCCAAAUGGCAUCCCUUAUAAGUAACAUAUGAAAACCAAAACCUAGAAAUAGAAAAGGGAACAUUAUAUGGAUCAGAUAAAGAACAUGAGAACAAUAUUAUCUCAUUCUUUUGCACAUGAAGAUACUGAAGUCUUUAAAAAUCUGUUCUAUAUGCGAUGUUACAGUUUUGUGUGUGUGUGUGUGUGUGGGGGGGGGGCCGUCUUAGUUUCCAAGGGCACUUUAUAUAUUAUAUGCAAUUUAUAUACAUCCUUGAAAAUCACUUUAUCAACAGAACCACAUAUGAUAGAAGCAACUAAUAUCUUAAUUAAAACCAGACUGCAAUAUACAUACAAAGAAAAUUACAAUUAUUAGUAAAGGAAGAAAACUCUCAAUACACUGUAAAUGUAAACUCGUAUCUCUUUGUAUUAUAAAAUGACUGUUAUAGAAUUUGGUUUUUAUAUAGUGUCUGUGCCUAAAAUGAUGUACUUUACAUAUAAAUAUUUAUUAUUCACAG
Anolis carolinensis (green anole) is the source of this 2713-nucleotide messenger RNA. RefSeq names its product E3 ubiquitin-protein ligase RNF170. Gene Ontology annotation, molecular function: ubiquitin protein ligase activity. The coding region runs from base 863 to 1513 and encodes 216 amino acids. The transcript has 6 exons. The record is from RefSeq and is a predicted model, not a curated record. Lineage: Eukaryota; Metazoa; Chordata; Lepidosauria; Squamata; Anolidae.